This is a messenger RNA of Gloeophyllum trabeum ATCC 11539, 618 nucleotides long. RefSeq lists its product as uncharacterized. NCBI's taxonomy places the organism in Eukaryota, Fungi, Basidiomycota, Agaricomycetes, Gloeophyllales, Gloeophyllaceae. Bases 264 to 440 code for a protein of 58 amino acids. The record is from RefSeq and is a predicted model, not a curated record. The transcript has 3 exons.
UGUGAAUGAUAGAUGAAGAUCAUACCGAGCGAACUGCCAAGAUGACCUUCUGAUGAGGUUCACGCGCACAUCCUCGAUCCCUCUAGGUUGGUCUUGUACCAUAUAUAGGCUAUACGGUUGCUGCCUCUGGGGCCAAUAAAGCCCUAUCAUGGCAACAAACGGUAUGAACGCGUUCUCAAAGCACAGUACAUCGCUGGCCUACCUGCCUUCGAAUAGAGUUGCAUCAGAAUGAUAGAUAGCAAGAAAAUAGUUCAGUCGAAACAAUGCCGCACGGACGCUCGGGAACCACCACUGGCACUUGCGUAGACACCCACGAAUCGUCGAAACAAUCCCUAAAAGGUUCAGGCGCACAUAUGCAGGCGAAAACGAUCGCCACAUCUAUCGGACUGGCUACUCAAGCUUCAAGAUUUGAUAGCUCUUGCCACUGGCACCUCCCCUAGCAGGCAUAGAGAGGCGCUCUGCACGGAUCCUUCCGGGGAACAGGUCUCAAAGGGUGCAGCUUUCUCACAGGGACCCUGUCAAUCUGUCUUGCCCGUGAAUAUUUGAAUGCGCACUUGAUGUCAUACAGUUAUAGGAGAACCAGUUGGGGCCUCGACAAAUCUGUUGGCGUGCCGUUUG